Falco peregrinus (peregrine falcon) is the source of this 695-nucleotide messenger RNA. It is a transcript of the gene FCER1G, whose product is annotated as Fc epsilon receptor Ig. Lineage: Eukaryota; Metazoa; Chordata; Aves; Falconiformes; Falconidae. The record is from RefSeq and is a predicted model, not a curated record. Gene Ontology annotation, molecular function: IgE receptor activity. Gene Ontology annotation, cellular component: Fc-epsilon receptor I complex. Bases 132 to 401 code for a protein of 89 amino acids. The transcript is spliced from 5 exons. Gene Ontology annotation, biological process: cell surface receptor signaling pathway.
AGGAGGGGGGAAGCCAGCAGAGGCGGUGCGAGCCGGCCGGGGAGGGGGUGGCGGUGGCACUGGCUCCGCAGUUGCUGAUUGCGGCACGAUAGCCCCGACCGGCCGGACCUCGCGCGGGGCCUCGUGGAGGGAUGGGCACCCGCCUGCUGCUCGCCACUGCCCUGCUGCUGCUGUGGACCCCGGCCACAGAGGCCCUGAUGGAGCCGGAGAUCUGCUAUGUCCUGGAUGCCAUCCUCUUCCUCUAUGGCAUUGUACUCACCGUCCUCUAUUGCCGCCUGAAGUUCCUGGUUCACCGAGCAUCGCAGCGGGGAGCCGGCAAGGAGAAGGAAGAAGCUGUCUAUGCAGGGCUCAGCGGUGAGAGCCAGGAGAUGUAUGAAACCCUCCAGAUGAAACAUUCCUGACUGUGUCCUGCUGCCGCGCCACAGACGUUCCUCGUUGCCCUAUCCCCCCCCAGCAGCUGGGGACGCCCCUAUGCCCCCCCCCCAUUCCCUCCCCCAGGACUGUGAUGGAGAACUGGAGCUUUUCCCCCCUGGAAAUGGCUGGGUUUGGCCCUGAACUGCCUCCCGACCAGGCACUGGCACAGCCUGAGCACUGCUGCUGUGCUGGGACCUCCUGAGCCAGUGUGGGGCUGGAGCUGCCUGGGGCACAUGGUGCUGUGUCCCCUCACCCAGUAAAGCAGCACCAGUGUAAACAGA